Molecule: messenger RNA, 3285 nt
Organism: Rhipicephalus microplus (southern cattle tick)
Lineage: Eukaryota; Metazoa; Arthropoda; Arachnida; Ixodida; Ixodidae
Product: sedoheptulokinase
Biological process (GO): glycerol metabolic process; phosphorylation
Cellular component (GO): cytosol
Molecular function (GO): sedoheptulokinase activity
Source: RefSeq, a predicted model, not a curated record
GCCAGGUUUCGGAACGCAAUAACUCUGGUGGCGACAGCACGUUGAGCGCGUCAUAGGAGCGCAUGGCCCGUCGCUUGAAAGUUGGUUUCGCUGCCUCACUGACCUCACUUUCUCUACCGAAAGAGAGUGUGCGAAACCGAAAGUGGAAGGGUGGUGAUAACGCGACGCGUAGGUGUUCUGUGGAGUUGCUGGCAGACGCCGCCUGUGUUCAGCCGUCGCGGCGUGUGUGAUCGCGGAUGUGUGCUUCGCGUACCGUGGCGUGCGUGUGUCAAGGUGCUUAGGGGAGCCGCGAAGCCUACGCCGUCGAUACAGCGCCUUGACGACGCAGUCUUUGUUGGGACCAACAUCAUGACUUCGUCGACGCAAGAGCACGCGACCUCUUCGAAAGGCCUGAUCCUUGGAGUGGACCUGGGCACGACCACGGUAAAGGCGUGCCUCGUGUCUCCCGAAGGCACCGCGGUGUCCUCGUUGUCGCGGGAGACGAAGGCGACUCUCGCCAGCGAGCUGGGCUCUCUGGGCAGCGAGCAGGACGCGCACAAAAUCUGCACAGCGCUGCAGUUCUGCCUGUCGCAGCUGCCCAAGGAACAGUUGGCUCGCGUGACGCGCGUCGCCGUCUCGGGACAGAUGCAUGGCGUCGUCCUGUGGAAGCACGGCAGCGGCUGGAAACGCAACGCGUUCGGACGCUUCGACGUGGACAUGGUAAGCGUGCUGUACACUUGGCAGGACGGCCGCUGCUCGGCUGCCUUCUUGGACGCCCUACCCAGGCCACGGUCGCACCUGCGGCUCAGCUCGGGCCACGGCUGCGCCACGCUCUUCUGGAUGCUUAAACAUCGGCCGCAUGAGCUCGAGCGCUUCGACCGUGCGGGCGCCGUGCAAGACUUGGUGGUGGCCAUGCUGUGCGGCCUCGACAGACCCGUCAUGUCGACGCAGACGGCCGCCUCGUGGGGAUAUUUCGACACCGUCGCCGGAGAGUGGAACACCAACUUGUUGCGGGAAGCGGGGUUCUUGGUGGACCUCCUUCCGGACGUGGUCGAGCCGGGCGCCAUGGCUGGACGCCUCAAGUACCCCUGGUAUGGCAUUCCCGUAGGCACACCUGUGCACGCGGCGCUGGGUGACAUGCAGUGCUCCGUGCUGUCUGUGGGUGCCGGAGAGACUGACGCUGUGCUGAACAUGAGCACGUCAGCGCAGCUGUCGUUUCUGCUGGAGCCAUCGUUCGUGCCGCAGACGAGCGUUGACGCGAGAAGCGCCCUAGAAGCUUUUCCUUACUUCGACGGCCGGUACCUGGCAGUGGCCGCCUCCCUGAACGGCGGCAAUGUGCUGGCUGUGUUUGUCCGCAUGCUGCAACAAUGGAUGCACCAGCUGGGCACGGGCAUUCCUGAGAAUGCCAUCUGGGAGAGACUCCUUGCGGCGGCAACGGAUGAACGGUGCACAAACGCGCAAGCAUCGUCGGCCGCCGUGCCUUCUCCUCCAGACCUCGUGGUGACUCCGACGGUGUUUGGCGAACGUCACAUGCCGGGUGCCAGCGCAUCAGUGUCCGGGAUCGGGCCGCAGUCGGCGCUUAGCCUGGGCGCCGUUCUUCGUGCCCUGUGUCAGGGUCUGGCGAAAAACUUGCACACCAUGAUGCCCCGCGAGAUGCUGGAGCACGCUGGUGUGCGCCGGAUCGUUGGCACCGGCAAGGCGUUGACACGCAACGUGUGCCUGCAACAGGCCGUCCACCACAUAUACGGCAUUCCCCUCGAGCUUGGGGGCAAAGGAGACGCGGCGCUGGGCGCUGCACUCGCCGUGCUGUCCCAUUCUUCCAGCGGGAAAGCUUAAUUGGGGUCGCAUGAACGAACGACAGAGAUAUCUUUUCGUUUUGUUUCCUUAGUUAAGAAGAGAAUUCGACUGUAAAUCGCAAAGGAGACCGAAAAUUCCUACUGCUGUGUCGUGCGUGUUUUUUGUGUGUUGUUUUUGCAUUUUCUAUUCGCAUUCCGCCAUGUGUGCCCUCGCUCUUAGCGGCUAUGUCCCGCUACGCAGACCUAGGCAAUGCGGCUGUCCUCACUGCGGUGCUCGGAAUCCCUCUUUAGAAUUGUCUGCCGUUUUGCAACGACAUCUGUAGUGCUUACGGAAAAGGCCGCUGGUCAGUCGUGUUACUUCUCAGAGUGAGCGACUCAAAUGGGUGUAGCAGCUGGUCUGUGCCACAGUUUUACGCACUGCUGAAGUACAAUGCUCCUGCGGCGACGUAUCGUUGCUCGAAAAAAAAAUUGGGGCAGUGUGCAUUUCUGUGAAUGCUAGACUAUGCUAUCAGGUGUCCCUUGCGGCUACAAUUAAAGCUUUGUUGCCUCCAUAUAUGCAUCAAGUAGAACUCUGCAGGGUAUAACUUGAGUGGCUCUGGGGCAUAACUCAUUAAAUUCAUAUUUUGUAGUCAAUGAUCAGUGUUUUUAGCGUAGCUUUUAUUAGUUCGCCAGUUGUCAAUUUGUAGAAUGAAAACGAGCGACUCUGCAAGCAUGAUGCAGCUGUGUGCCAUACCAUCAACUUCGUGAUUUGACAGUUCGCGAACCCUGUGUUCCAGGGCGGUGGCGGGACACAAGAACGAUUGCACCGCCGAUGAGUGACCAAGUUGUGGUAAACUACAACAACUGCUGGGAGACACGGAAGUCUUUCAUGUGAACAUGUGAGCGGGCACCCUGGUGUUGUUUCGUGAGUGUGACUCGUUUCAAACCUUUUACCAGACUGUUUGUGGAAAUGCUUUAUAUUCAUCUUGCUUCUUGCGUAAAUAAGAGGCGGGAGCAAAUAAUGUGAGAUACCAUGUUACCAUUGUAAUAUAACGCUGUAUGAACAGAUGUUGUGCGAAAAUAUGUUUUUGCAGAGCUGUUCCGAGUGAAGAUGACGGUGUUGUUGAACAUGUAUUUAUAUUUAUUUCAAUGCAGCGCUGAUACGUGCAGGGAGGAAUCGUAAUGUGUUAACUUAUUUUUCACAGUCACUGGACCUACAAUUGGCUGGCACUACCUGCUCAGAUUACGUAAAAUAUCAGCACUAUUUGCCCCUUUCACUUUAGAAAUUUAAACAAGUGGCUUGAGUUACUAUCCAACUAAAAAAAAUGUUGUAAUAUCGACAGGUAGCAUUUACAAUUAUACGGCAAAAUUUGAGUUUUUUUGCAAGUUUUAUUAUGUUUCUUUUAGUCGAUGAAGCGAACUAUAGGUUGUGUGACGCAGUUCCUGAAUCGCGUGAGGCACUGCCUAAACCAUUGGGGACCUUUAAUUUAGCUCUGUUUUUCUCUCAAGAUUAGAAAAAUGUAGUGUGGAA